AUGUUGCUGCUUUCUCUAGGUGCCCUCAUCUGGGCGUCGGGCCUUCUCGCUGCCGCUGCAGUGGUCAAUAUCUCCACUGCGCGAGCUCCUAGAGUGACCAUCCACCCUCCAAAAUCAAAGCGCAAAAAUGUCACCAUUACGGGGGUAUCUUUCCCCACGUUCAAACAAGACGUCUAUCUAGGUAUACCAUACGCUCAGCCUCCGGUCGGUGACUUACGAUUCCGUCCUCCCCAACCGAAGACUUUUACCACUUCAUCGUUCAACGCCACGGCUCAACCUCCAGGUUGUAUACAGAUCAAUAGCACUUUCAUUGGUUCUUAUGGUAUCAGCGAAGAUUGUCUUUAUCUCAAUGUGUUCACUCCGGAAGGAUGGGGUCCGCAGAGUCCUCCGCUGCCAGUGAUGGUUUGGGUAUAUGGCGGUAGUUUUCAAGUGGGGACAAUCACAACAUACAACGCUACCUCUUUGAUGGCUCGAGGGAUAGAGACUGGAAAACCAUCAAUUUUUGUAGCUACCAAUUAUCGAUUGAAUGUUCUUGGUUUUGGAUAUGGUGCUGAAAUCGCCUUGAAUCACGCGGCCAAUCUAGGAUUGAGAGAUCUCCAUCUUGGCUUUCAAUGGAUACAGGACAACAUACAUGCCUUUGGCGGAGACCCCAACAAAGUCACAGCCUUCGGUCAAUCAGCCGGGGCAGUCGCCAUUUCACUCAUGUAUCUCAAUACGAGCUCUCAUGCUCCACUCUUCCGAUCUGCUAUCAUGGAGUCUGGGGCACAAAGUGUUGUCCCCAUUGGACCUACGAAUACCACCUGGCAAAUAGGUUAUGACCUCCUGGCCAAGUUCUCCGGUUGUGCUGCUCGAGCCGCGACGUCAUUGAGGAAAAAAGACAAGAGAAUCGCUAACUACGUCGGUUCAGCGGCUUAUAAUCAAUCGACUUUUUUGUGUCUUAAAGCCUUACCGGCAGACGAGCUGCUCGAUGCUCUCGUUAAGGUGUCCAAUGUGACUGGUCCUGCUGGGUUGAUUUUCGGGUUCAAGCGUUUAGGUCCAAGUAUCGAUGGUGAUCUCAUCACUGAUUCUCCGCAUACUUUGUUGCAAAAAGGAGAAUUUGUCAAAUUACCUUUCAUCACAGGGAGCUGUCUGGAUGAGGGUACAGACGCUGCGCCAGUCACCCAAGUCAAGAAUGAGAAUCAAGUCAAAUCGUUCAUCAGCUCUUUCGAACCUUCGCCCAUCGAGCCGGCCGUUAUUGACGGCCUUUUGAAACUAUAUCCUGACGUUCCCGCACUUGGCUCACCAUACAAUACGGGUAAUCAAACGUUCGGAUUUGCCUCAGAGUUCAAACAGCUCGCCGCCAUGUUCGGUGAUCUCCUUCUUCAAGCAGGUCGGAGAUGGUUUUUACAACAAGCUCGAGCACAUGGUCAGCGUGAUACUUGGACGUAUCUCUGGACAGAGCCUUCAGUGGGAUUUGAGCCGUAUACGGGGGUCGCACAUGGUUCCGAGCUGUACUACGUGUUUGGAUUGGCGAGGAAUUUUACGGGGUAUGAUGCCGCUCAAGUGGCUUUAGUCCAGCGUGUGCAAGAUUACUGGAUCAACUUCGCUUACUAUUCCGAUCCUAAUGGUCCCCCUGGCUCGACCUCUUCUUUGAAAUAUUGGCCUACAUACGGAGAGAAUUCGACCAUGCUUCAAUUUGGCCGGAAUGACAGUUUGAUCUUUGAUACGUACAGGAAGAAACAAUUUGAUUAUAUCCUUAGUCAUCCUGAGGCAUUCAACUAUUGA
This is a messenger RNA of Tremella mesenterica DSM 1558, 1764 nucleotides long. RefSeq lists its product as uncharacterized. The coding region runs from base 1 to 1764 and encodes 587 amino acids. The record is from RefSeq and is a predicted model, not a curated record. The transcript has 13 exons. Lineage: Eukaryota; Fungi; Basidiomycota; Tremellomycetes; Tremellales; Tremellaceae.